Molecule: messenger RNA, 5610 nt
Organism: Bactrocera neohumeralis
Lineage: Eukaryota; Metazoa; Arthropoda; Insecta; Diptera; Tephritidae
Exons: 1
Coding region: 1462-5322 (1286 amino acids)
Biological process (GO): DNA integration
Molecular function (GO): nucleic acid binding
Source: RefSeq, a predicted model, not a curated record
CGAUCCUGUUUUAAUGUACAGAUUUUAAUGAUGGCUAGUUUGAAUCUACGUACUUCAGCGCAUGCCGCAAUUGUGCGCAUUGGCAAAAUGACUGAAGCAGCUAAUUACGAUCCGGACAGUAUGGAGUGCGAUGUGAUUCGCGCACAGUUGGACAAACAUUUUGAAAGGUUUAUGGAGUAUCAUACGGACCUGGUGUCUUCAGCACAAUCCAGCGAAUUGACCACACAUGACGACUUCUUGGCUGCUACGGAGUUACUCUACACGCAAAUAUGUAUUCGACUACGUCGUAUAUGUGGCGCUGGUGAAGGUGGUAUUUGUGUGGCGAAUCAAUUGGACAUGCGAUUAGAUCCAAUUAAGAUUCCUGUUUUCAAUGGUGAUCCAGCGAAUUGGCUGCCUUUCAAAGAUUUGUUCGAGGCACUAGUUCACAAUCGGAAGGAUCUGAAUUCCAGUUACAAAUUAAGCAAGUUACGCCAACAUGUCAAUGCAGACAGCGUACCAUUGGUCGGUGGACUUUAUACAGGCGGCUAUGAGGACAUGUGGCAGGAGAUGAAACGGCGGUUUGAUAAUCCACGUUUGUUAGUGGAAUCCCACGUGCAGCGUAUACUGAAUUUGCCCAACCAACCCACCGAAUCCCAGAAGGGCUUGCUUCGACUAGUUGACACCGUCCAAAAUGUGAUGCGAGCUUUAAGCGUUAUGGGUCUUCCGGUAAAUCAUUGGGACGCCCUCUUGGUGCCACUUUUGCUACCUAAAUUGCCCACAAUCACCAGGUAUGAGUGGGGGAUGAGCCUUCAGACGAACAACAUACCAAUGUCUCAGGAUUUUUUGACAUUUAUUGAGAAGCGUGCCAACAAUUUGCCUCAAGGAGCUACGAACAGUACAUCAACUCUUCAUCAGAGACCAACCCGUCCCGUUAAGGCUAACGUUGCAACGGUAAACUCAUCUCAGCCGUUACAUUCAGUGAAAGGGAUUACGGUUUUUUGCCAACUUUGCGCUAACGGACACCGAAUACACAAGUGUCAACGGUUCGUUAAUCUUUCCAUACCGGAACGGUGGGAUACAGUUAAGCGGCUUUCAUUAUGUUUUAACUGCCUUGGAAGUGAUCAUGGAUCUCGUGAUUGUACAUCGCGGGAUUGCUUAAGGUGUCAUCAUCGCCAUCAUACGAUGCUUUGCAAAAGCAACGUUGCGAAUAAUUCACCGGCUACGGAGGAAGACACCAACAGUCACAUAAUCGAUCGGAAUAUAUCCGUGGACACACCUUCAACACAGGUGCCACAGGUAUACCCACGACAGCAGUGACUUUUGAGGAAGGUCCGGUCAUUUCUCAUUAAUGGAGACCGGACCAUUUUACUAGCGACUGCGAAGGUCAUCCUGACUGAUCACAAUGGAGGACAAUUCGCGUGUCGUGCUCUCUGCGACCUGGGCUCUUAGGUGAGUCUGAUUACCGAUGCUACUACAAAACGUAUGUGUCUUCGUAGGCGUCCAGGGGAGAUACGAAUUGAAGGAGUUGGUUCUAGCGCUGCAGUCUACAGUAAGGGUCAUAUAACAGUACAGAUGCAGGCUGCCUUUGACAACAACAUUAACUUCAAACUCGAGGCUUAUGUCGUCCCGACAAUAACCUCAGUAACGCCAGAUACGCAUAUAGACGCAGAAGCUUGGAGCCAUUUAAAAGAUUUACCACUAGCUGACCCAACGUUUGCCACUCCAAGUCCGGUGGAUCUGCUACUUGGUGCUGACGUACUAACGGGUCUCUUUCAGGAGGGUUUCAUCCAGGGUUCUCCAGAGCAACUUUGCGCUUUAAACACUCGUCUUGGUUGGGUAGUAUUUGGACCAGUCACAAGUUCUGCUCACUCCACUUUACACACAUCUCUUACUGCGAAAUGCGUCAACGAACAACGACUAGACACGUUACUUAGAAGCUUCUGGGAACUCGAAGAGCCCAUACCAUCAUCCGAAAUACACGUGGAUGACUGUGAGACGAUCUUCAACGACACAGUUACCCGUACCUCAGACGGCAGGUACCAGGUGCAAAUUUUAUUUCGACCAGAUGCUCCUGCUCUUGGAGAAUCUCAUCAAUCGGCAGUCCGCCAGUUUCUACAACUCGAGCGGCGGUUGAUGAACGAUCCCUGUCUUCGUGAGCAGUACAUUACAUUUAUGCGCGAAUACAUUGCUCUCGAUCACAUGGAGGUUAGCAAGCAAGCUUUCACCAAUAAAGAAAAUGGUUACUUCAUACCUCAUCAUGCGGUAACCACAAAAUUUCGCGUAGUUUUCAACGCUUCAGCGAAGACAUCGAAUGGGACAUCCUUAAACGAUACUCAGUUUUCUGGACCACAACUACAUGCCAAUAUUGUCGACAUCCUUCACCGUUUUCGCAAAUGCAAGGUAGCCAUCACUGCAGACAUACAGAAGAUGUUUCGACAAAUCCUGGUAGACAGACGACAUCGUAAAUGGCAACAAAUACUUUGGCGUGAAUUGCCAAAUGAACCUCUUCAAGUGUACGAAUUGAAGACGGUAACUUAUGGAAUGGCUUGUAGUCCAUUCAACGCAAUACGCGCACUGCGUCAAUGUGCGAAUGACAAUUAUGAAGUCAUCUAUGACCCAAGCCGGGCUGCCGCAGCGCGUCAUAGCAUACUUUAUAAUUUCUACGUUGAUGACUAUUUGGAUAGCGUCGACAGCGAUGAACUUGCUAUUACCCGUGCUCAAGAUGUAGCGACUAUUUUGAAACAAGGACAAUUAAUAUUGGGAAAGUGGAAUUCCAAUUCUACACACGUAUUAUCUGCGAUAACCGGUACAACACUUUCUGCAUCCGAACUAGAGUUGAACAACUCAACAACAAAGGUAUUGGGUCUUUACUGGGAUCCAGUUAGCGACGAGCUCUUCUUCAAGGUAGGCUUAGUUGACGACACUUCAAUGCAUACCAAGCGAAAGGUUUUGAGUGACGUGGCGAAAUUAUAUGAUCCAACUGGGGUAUUGGCACCCGUGGUCGUGGUGGCCAAACUAUUCAUACAGGACUUAUGGAAGGCUGGUCUCCCAUGGGACGCUGAACUUCCUCCAGAACUACUCAGUUCAUGGGUCUUAUUCCGCAACAGUUUGCAAGAUAUUACACGACUUCGUAUUCCUCGUUGGCUAGGUAUACGAGUGGGCUCUUUGGUGCAUUUACACGGCUUUUGCGAUGCUAGUCGUAAAGCGUAUGCAGCAGUCAUAUAUGUUCAAACGAUCGAUAAAGGUGGUACAUCACGCACAGCUCUUGUUUCAGCGAAGACGAAGAUAGCACCAAUUAAGGAUGUGACGAUACCACGCCUCGAACUGUGUGGUGCUCAUCUUCUAACCAAGGCGAUGGACAACGUACGUCAAGCCUUAGGCCUACAGGACGCCCCAUGUACAUAUUGGAGUGAUUCCACUAUUGUUUUAUGCUGGAUACGCAAACCACCAUCCACGUUCAAACAAUAUGUAUCCAAUCGGGUAGCUUACAUCCAAGCCAAUUCAGACAUUAACGCUUGGAAGCACAUUCGCUCGGAAUCAAAUCCAGCCGACUGUGCAAGCAGAGGCCUAUCUCCCGCCGUCUUAGCAGAUCAUCACCUUUGGUGGACCGGACCGACGUGCAUUCACCAAAGCGUGGGGGAAAUGCGCUUACCUUCUUUGACGGAGGAGGAGGAGCACCUCUCCAUUGCUGAAUCUCGUGUGGUAUCCAUCUUCGUUUCUAGAGCUAAUUACCAGUGGAUUAUGACAUCCACGAAAGACAACAGGAUACCUCUCAUAGAGAAAUUUAGCAAAUUGAGUCGUUUACUUAACACCACUGUUUGGUUAAGGCGAUGGUUACCGAAAUAUCGCGGUUACAGGAACGAUAUAGUUUCUGUCGCAGAUCAGCACUGGGCUUUACUUCUGCAUAUUCGACAAGCACAAGGUAAUCAUUUUAAACAAGAAAUUAAGGCUCUUGAAUUGCAUUCCAGAAUUGCGGGUCGCAGUGAAAUCUUAGCACUCAAUCCUUUCUUGGAUGCAGACGGCAUACUGAGAGUAGGUGGUCGACUCGCAAACUCCGACUUAAGUGAAGAUCAGCGACAUCAAACUAUAAUUCCGCGUGGGGCCCUGGCUUAUUUACUAGUCGCUGAUGCUCAUACACGUUGCUUACAUGGUGGUAUACAACAAAUGCUUCAGUUUCUUAGACAACGUUUCUGGCUUAUAGGCGCACGGGCGCAAGUAAAGUCUUUCAUCUGGGCCUGCACUACAUGUCGUAGGCAUCUUCAAAUUAUACAACGUCAACAAAUGGCUUCGCUCCCGAAAGAACGUGUACUAGUGGCCCCACCAUUCUCUCGUAGUGGCUUGGAUUACUGCGGGCCAUUCCAUGUACGUGUGGGAACGCAUCGCGCUACCCCGACUACAAAAACCUAUGCUGCCAUAUUUAUUUGUAUGGCGUCACGAGCGGUUCACAUUGAGCUGGCAGAGGACUUGAGUACACAGGCAUUUAUAGAUGUUUACGAUCGUUUUAUUAGUCGACGGGGUAUCUGUACCACCUUAUACAGUGAUAAUGGAACACAAUUUGUAGGGGCUAAUCGUCAAAUGCAGGAAGACUUAAAGGCUUGGGUAACAGCACAUGCUCAACAACAUCUGGCAGCUGAAGGUACAUGUUGGAAGUUCAUAACACCUUCCGCACCUCAUCACGGUGGUCUAUGGGAGGCAGCAGUUCGUUCAGCUAAAAAGCAUCUGCUGAGGAUAAUGGGCAGCCAGACGUUGCGUUACACUGAAUUGUCUACUCUCCUGACUCGCAUCGAGGCGUGUCUAAAUUCGAGACCACUGAUAGCUCUCUACGAUGAUCCUGAAGGAGGGAUAGCUCUAACACCGGGUGACUUCCUGAUCGGACGACCACUCAAUUGUCGUCCAGAUCCUCCAUUGCCUGAAGCUCCAGAAAAUCGUCUUCGAUAUUGGCAACGCCUCCAGAAAAUGUUGGAGCAUUUUUGGCGCCGCUGGCAAUCCGAAUAUCUAAACACUCUUCAGACCCGGAACAAAUGGACUAGAUCGGAACCCAAUGUUCAGCGUGGAGAUGUAGUUCUUAUACGUAGUGAAAAUUUGCCACCAUCGGUUUGGCGUAUGGGACGGGUGAUUGACGUUCACCCGGGCAGUGAUGGGUUGGUGCGUACCGUGACGAUAGAGUACAAUACCAACCAGACAUCAUCAAAUGGACUUCCUAUUAAGCAGCGGUGUCAGCGACCGGUGCAGAAGUUAUGCCGCCUAACAGGUCCUACAGAAGAAUUACUGAACCGCGAGGGUUCAGCCGGGCAGGAUGUUCAAGAUUUAAGUUCUUUAAAAUGCAGUCCUGCGCAUAAUUAGUAAGGACACAAACCAAUACCAGUCAGCUGAUUGCUGAAUGCUGAAUGAUCAAUAUAAUUGUAUCCUCUUUUUAGCGUUGUAUUCGUAGACUAGUAGUUUCACUCUAGCUUAGUGAAUGUAAAUGUAAUUUUACCAUAUUUCAACUAUAGACAUACCUAUAUGUAUGUAGAUAUGUAUCAUGUGGCGUGAUGCUACAAUCCGUUAACCAAAUAUGUAUUUAAUGAGAAACUCAAUAAAGAAGCGGCCUAUUUCGUGACAGACUGGUGUAGCAAUCAUACGAGCUUUUCA